AUGGCUACCGGAGAUUCUGCUAGCGUAUCAAAGCAAAUGACAUAUUCGAGAUCUGGGGUACCUAUAAUAGGCGGUCUGAUAGAUUACAUGGAUACCAGUCUGGAAUACUUGAGGUGUAAAUCGUUUGCCAGAGCCGAGUCACUAAAUUCCAAAAGCUCUAGAACAAGACUAUCCGCUUCUUUUAUGGCACUAGUUUGUCUCUUAUUGGGUUUGGCUUGUAACAUGAAAUUCGAAGUAGUGACAUUCGACGAAGAACCUUUAACAAAUGACUUGCAUUUUGUCUUGAUGAGUAAAGACGAUAAACUUUAUAUUGAUGAUAUAGACGUUUCUAGAGUGAUGCUGUGUAUUGAGGCAUCUGAUACUCUUGUAUUACUAAUCAGUACGCUUCUCAUAUGGAAUUCAUCUAACGUGCGUUCUCCACUUAGUGAGUAUCUAUUCCUACCAUGGUUGGGAGCGAGUCUACGUGGGCUCUUUCUGCGUCAAGCGCCAACUGUUGGAGCAUUAUUAUAUGUUGUGGCGGUUAUUAAUGGCAACGUGAAUUCUUUGUUUCUGACAGCGUUUUCCUUUCUCUUUUUGUUGGAAGCACGUCUUUGGCUAGAAGUUGCUCGGAUGGUGCGCAUACGAUGGGAGAGGCGUGACAAUCUUGAUGUGUCCCGAGACAUACAAAACGAAGUCGAGACACUUUGGAGUAACGAAGAUGUACAGAGUGUAGAAGUUGGGAACUAUGUAUAUUGA
Molecule: messenger RNA, 735 nt
Organism: Nymphalis io (European peacock)
Lineage: Eukaryota; Metazoa; Arthropoda; Insecta; Lepidoptera; Nymphalidae
Exons: 4
Coding region: 1-735 (244 amino acids)
Source: RefSeq, a predicted model, not a curated record